Aspergillus terreus NIH2624 is the source of this 882-nucleotide messenger RNA. RefSeq lists its product as uncharacterized. The coding region runs from base 1 to 882 and encodes 293 amino acids. The transcript has a single exon. Lineage: Eukaryota; Fungi; Ascomycota; Eurotiomycetes; Eurotiales; Aspergillaceae. The record is from RefSeq and is a predicted model, not a curated record. Gene Ontology annotation, biological process: regulation of transcription by RNA polymerase II. Gene Ontology annotation, molecular function: DNA-binding transcription activator activity, RNA polymerase II-specific.
AUGCUCCAUAUCGAGCUCUUUCACAACCUAUACACGCAAACGCGCGAGACAUUUCAACCAGCCAGAUCCGCCCCUUGGUUAGAAGACAUCGUCAGCCGGUCUAUCACAACACCAUAUCUCGUUCACCAAUUGCUCGCGUUCAGUGCGCUGCACAUGAGCACAAGCCGUCCCAACCGUCAAGAAUUCUACCGCUACUAUGCCGCCCGUUUACAGACCCAGGCUCUGUCCACCUUCAAAGAGACAAACCUCGCUGUCACGCAUGAAACGUGCGUUCCGCUCUUCCUCUUUGCCACCGUCUUGGGCAUUCAUAUGCUCUGCGACACUUUGAUCUAUCGCGAGAAUGGAGACUUCCAUGCCUUCCUGAAGAGGUUCGUCGACUUUUUCCGUCUAUAUCGCGGUGCUCGCACGAUUUUAGGCGAGGCCUGGUUUAUGAUUGAGGAUACACCACUCGCCCCUUCGUUAAACUUAGGCAAAGUCACGUUUACGUUUGACGGUCAUCUCAGUGGCGGAUGCGCCAAAUUACUCGACCUCGUGAUUUCGGCGAAUCUCGGCGCAGACCUCACUGACACUUACAGGCAAGCAAUCGAGUCACUACAAAUGUGCUUUAAUGUAGCGGAGGGCUCAGAUGAGAGGUACGCGCGGAUCAACGGUGUGACAGUAUGGCCGAUUCUGCUGAAGUCGGAGUUUGGGGAGCUGCUGGAGCAAGGACGUCCCGAGGCAUUGGUUAUUCUGGCGCAUUACGCGAUACUCCUACAUAGGUUCCGGGACUCUUGGCUUUUUGGGGACUCGGGAGUAUAUGUUAUUGUUGAAGCUGGGAAGUGCCUUGGAAGCGAGUGGGAGGAGUGGCUAAGGUGGCCAAAUGAGGUACUAAGAUUCUCCUGA